This is a messenger RNA of Thlaspi arvense, 285 nucleotides long. Lineage: Eukaryota; Viridiplantae; Streptophyta; Magnoliopsida; Brassicales; Brassicaceae. The record is from the annotation of a GenBank genome assembly.
AUGGGUUGUCGAGAUAUUCUGUUGACUUUCUGCGUCGCUCUAUUACUCAUCUCUCUGUUCCAGAUCUGGCUUUUCCGGGAAGGACAAGUCCGGGAACUGUCAGAAGAAGAUCAGCUCCGAAAAGACGGAAGUACCCUCGUCUCCAAGAACAAGAAGGACGACAAUGUUCAACGACUCUACCAAAGGUAUUUCAAGGGGUCAUCGUUUGGUCUAAACAACACCCACACUCGGUUUGAAGAUUCCAAUAGAAAGAUCCCUAGUGCCCCAGAUCCUCUCCACAACUAG